GUUUGCAGAGGUUUUGAAUAUAUUAAGGGGGGCUAUACAAUACCCUCAAAUUCGUGAUAAGUAUUAAAUUCAACAUCUACAAAUAUCCUUUGCUUUCACUCACAUAAUGACUGAUGAACACAAAUAUAGCGAUCCAGAGGAAGAUGAAGAAGACUUAAAAGCUUCUGAGUGGAUUCAUGACUUUAAAUCCCUUACAGUGAAGGAUGACAUUUUCAAGAAUAUUAAACUUGACGAAAAAGAUGCUAGCGACGAACUUAGCCAGAAAGUUAUAGAGAGUGCAAUUUCAAGCGAAGAAACGGAUUCAGACUAUGCUGAUGAAGAUGAAGACGAUGCCUUUGAUGUUGGUGACGACUACGAUGCCUACGAGGAAUCCUACAGUGGUUUCAACAAGCACAACGCUCAACCACAGCUAACUACAACUGGUAGUAACAGCAUUGGGAGCGGGUCUGGAGGCGGCACGCAGCGCGUGAGCAGUUACCAGCCCAAUGAGAAAGUACUGCGUCGCUAUUCGGCACGCAUAAAUGUGGAGAAGUAUGAUCCAAACACCAAUAUGAGCGCACAGGCAGCCAACCGACUGGUGAGCUUUGAUCGUCGUCAGGAGACGGAGCGAGUACGAGUGCGUGAUAAGCAUGAUCGAGCAACGGCAGAACAGGUUAUGGAUCCACGCACAAGAAUGAUACUAUUCAAGCUGCUUAACCGUGGUCUCAUUCAAGAAAUCAAUGGCUGCAUAUCCACCGGAAAGGAGGCUAACGUCUACCAUGCAGUGUCUAAGAAUGGGGAAGAUGAGUACGCCAUUAAAAUCUACAAGACCUCUAUACUUGUGUUCAAGGAUCGCGACAAGUAUGUCUCAGGCGAAUUUCGCUUCCGUCAUGGCUACUGCAAACACAAUCCUCGAAAGAUGGUGCGCACCUGGGCCGAGAAGGAAAUGCGCAACUAUCUGCGCAUGCGCAAUGCUGGCGUACCCGUUCCCGAGCCCAUUCUGCUGCGCUCGCAUGUGCUGGUCAUGCGCUUCUGCGGUCGCGAUGGCUGGCCGGCGCCAAAGCUAAAAGAUGUGGAACUCAGCACUUCAAAGGCACGUGAGCUGUACCGCGACUGCGUGGUGAUCAUGUGGCGCAUUUACAAUCAAUGCCGACUGGUGCACGCGGAUCUUUCAGAAUUCAAUAUACUGUUCCAAGACGGCCAGCUGGUGAUAAUUGAUGUCAGCCAGGCGGUCGAACACGAUCAUCCACACGCGUUCGACUUUUUACGCAAAGACUGCACCAACAUAUCCGAGUUCUUCCGCAAAAAGGCAGUGGCCACCAUGACGGUGAAGGAGCUGUUCGACUUCAUCACAGACCAAACCAUAAACGAGCAGAAUAUGGAGGAAUGCUUGGAACGUAUUUCAGAGCGUAUCAAAGAUCGGGAUUUUGAUGCCAUCACUGCGCAAGAAAAGAUCGACGAGGCUGUUUGGCAAAACACCUACAUUCCCAAACGCCUCGAUGAGGUGCCCCAUUUUGAGCGUGAUGUGGCGAAAGCCAAGCAGGGUGUCCAGCAAGAUCUUGUAUAUGCGAAAAUCACAGGUCUAAACUCAGCUUUAGAUGUGCAGAAGAAACCAGAUAUUUUGGAUGCAGAAAAUAAAACUGCGGAAAGUGAGCAGCAGUCGAGUGAGAACGAAAGCGAUUCCCAGGACGAAGAUGAAACGUCGAAGUUUAAAAACUCGGCGCGGCCACGUGACGAAUCCCCAGACAGCAAAAAGGCACGUAAGAAAGCGGUUAAGGAUGCCAAGGCCGAACAGCGAAAGGUCAAAGUAAAAAAGCAUGUGAAGAAACGCAAGGAAAAACUUGGCACCAUGAAAAAAUAAUGCAACUUCUAAUCGAAACUUUUAUUUUUACCCUAAUAUCUCCAAUGUAAAUUAAAUUGCAAAUCG
Molecule: messenger RNA, 1906 nt
Organism: Drosophila arizonae
Lineage: Eukaryota; Metazoa; Arthropoda; Insecta; Diptera; Drosophilidae
Gene: RIOK1
Product: RIO kinase 1
Molecular function (GO): ATP binding; protein serine/threonine kinase activity
Source: RefSeq, a predicted model, not a curated record